AUGGAGGAAAUUAUUGAUGAUAAUAAAGUUAUUGAAAACGAUAACGAUUUGGAGCCUGAAUAUAAAUAUAAUUUCAUUAACAGACCAUGGGACGAUCGCUCAAUAAAGAGCAAAGUUUGUCUUGUAGCUUUAUUAAUUGCAAUAUUUACAGCUACUAUGGCCUGUGUGAUUAAUAACUUCGUAAUGCAUUAUCGAAGCUUCAAUUCUGCUACGAACUUAAACAGUGAAAUAAACUGCUUUAGAAUCAAAUUAAAUGAGUAUCCAUUUGUCGCAAGAAUACAUUCGUUAUCGUCGAAGAAAUUAAUAUGCGUCGGAGCGGUGGUUAGCCAGACUUCUGUCUUAGCAAGUGGAGUUUGCGUACAAAACGGUCCGAUUUUGGCCUACAUGGGAAGCAAUGCUAAUUCUCGCUGCAAGAAAGGUUUUCUUCUGGAAAUUAUAGAUUAUGUCAAACAUGAUGGCAUAGUAUCCAAGAGGCUAGUGCUAUUAUCGAGCCAGGAAAAUACGGCUGAAUGCGCAGUACCUAUUCGCAUUGGAUCGACUUUGGAUUGGAAAUCAAAGGUGCAGAUUAUUGGGAGGUCUUCAAACGUUGGUUGGACGUUAACCAGGCAGCUUGUCUCCCUAACUGAUAAAUAUUUUAAGAUACCGUACAAAAAUGUGAACAAGCAUAGGAUGUUUUGUACAAAACAUUUGGCUAGGUGUCCAGUAAAGGCCGGUGAUCUUUUGAUACAGAGGGGUUUCUUGUUUGGACUUGCGACGACUAGUGUUCAAAUCAAAAGAAAUACUAAAGCUUGUUUUGCCAAUCUAACAGCGGUAAGGGGAGAGCUGGAUGAUCUCAAUCUUGGGAUAAAUUUUGAGUCAGUUGCUAUAGCGAGAACUAAUCUUAGUAAAACAUAA
This is a messenger RNA of Bombyx mandarina (wild silkworm), 894 nucleotides long. RefSeq lists its product as uncharacterized. The record is from RefSeq and is a predicted model, not a curated record. NCBI's taxonomy places the organism in Eukaryota, Metazoa, Arthropoda, Insecta, Lepidoptera, Bombycidae. Gene Ontology annotation, biological process: proteolysis. Gene Ontology annotation, molecular function: serine-type endopeptidase activity.